UAGUCGGCGCGAGUCUGUGUCAGACGAUCGCAAUCGCGGUGUCGAAGACGACCCGGCAGCCGUGACAUCGUCUCCGAGUAAUUAGAGACCAGACUUUCGUACGACCGUUGCGAUGCAGGCUAAGGAGAGGACACCAAAGACGAAAAGGGUUUCCCUGGGAGUCGGUGGUGCCCUGGUGGAGCUAGCUCAGGAUCCCGAACGUGGUAGCUGGGCCAAUCCCAUCGAGUUUGUUCUAUCCUGCAUCGGGUAUGCCGUUGGCAUUGGCAAUGUUUGGCGUUUCCCUUACCUUGUAUAUCGUAAUGGCGGUGGUGCCUUUUUAAUUCCAUUUGUUCUAAUGCUGUUAACCAUGGGAUUGCCGAUAUUUUUCUUGGAGCUGGCUAUCGGACAGUAUUCCGGACUCGGUCCUAACGAAGCGUUCACACGUAUGGCGCCGGCACUCGAGGGCCUCGGUUACUGCACCCUCGUCGUCAUUUUACUCGUUAUGGUCUAUUACAUGGUAAUCGUGGCCUGGACACUUUUCUAUACGUUCGUCUCGUUCGUGCCGAAGCUCGGUUGGGCCUACUGUGACAACGAUUUCAACACGAACGAUUGUUACAGUGGCCUGCAAGAGAUUCAGUGUCAAACGGAUGAUCCGGAAACGAUAUUUUACAACAAGACUUGCAUGAAAGCGCAGCGGAUCUGCAGGAGCUUCGGUUUCGAGGAUGGCAACGUCACGCAUUGUUUCGACGAUAACCUAGCGGAACCGCUUCGACAACUUUACACUCGCGUCCUUUCCUCGGAGGAGUAUUUCAACGACUAUGUAUUGGGUCUACGAGGUGCCACGUGGGAACAUUUCGGAGGCAUAAGAUGGGAAUUGUUAGGAUGUCUCACUCUCGCUUGGGUAAUCUGCUUCCUCUGCCUCAUGCGUGGUGUCCAGUCCAUUGGGAAAGUCGUCUACUUCACCGCCCUUUUCCCUUAUGUCAUGCUCACAGCGCUACUGAUACGAGGUGUUACAUUGGACGGUGCUAGCGAAGGUUCUCUUUGGUUUAUUACGCCGAAAUGGUCAACACUGGAAUCAACCGGCGUAUGGGCAGAUGCUGCAUCCCAAGUUUUUUAUUCCCUUGGUAUCGGUUGCGGGUCUUUGAUCACACUUUCCAGCUACAGUAAUUUUAAUAACAAUUGCCACAGGGAUGCCGUUUUCGUGACGUUGACGAACCUGGCAACGUCGAUUUUCGCCGGUUUCGUUAUUUUCUCCAUUAUGGGAUUCCUUGCCUAUCAAAUGGGAAUACCGGUCGACGAUGUGAUCAAAAGCGGGGCCGGGCUGGCUUUCAUCGCAUACCCGGAAGCCGUGGCGCGGAUGCCGCUGCCCAAUCUCUGGGCAGUACUGUUUUUUGUCAUGCUGUUCAUCCUAGGUAUCGGUAGCCAAUUCGCAGGCGUGCAGGCGAUAAACACCGCCAUAUUGGACCUGCGACCAGAUUUACGAAAACACGAGGUAUACGUGGUAUUAGCGAUAUGCGUCACUUGCUGGCUCCUUGCUAUACCGAUGGUGUUCGACGGCGGUAUUUACCUGUUCACGCUGAUGGACUGGAACACCGCUUCUUGGGCGAUACUAUUGAUCGGCAUUGCCGAGGUCGGUGUGGUAGGCUGGUGUUACGGCUGCAACAAAUUCCUGCGUAACAUAGCUGAAAUGCAAAUGCGGUUCAGCCUUUUGCUCCGCAGAUAUUGGUGGCUCAGCUGGGUUGUGCUCGCGCCUAUCACUUGUCUGGCGGUGUUCGUGUAUCAAAUAUGUACGUACGAGAUGCCUCGUUAUGGCGAGUACAUAUUCCCCGGCUGGGCGAAUGCGAUCGGAAUACUGAUCGGCCUGUCGACCCUCGCCCCGAUGCCGUUCUUUUUCAUCCGCCGCCUCUGGAAAGGCCCGAGGGACUGCAGUUUGUUUCGACCAAAGAAGACAUGGGGACCGGCGAUGGUAAAGGGUACGGGUAACGACAGCCCGUCCACGGCGUCCAUCAAGAUCUAACAACUGUAGGGAAACGAACCGCAGGAGGGUUACAUUUAACGAGGUUAACAAAAUCGUCCUCUUUUUACACGAUUCUAGUCACGUUAACGCGAAUGUUAAUCUUCCUAUCCAAGCGUUCGAAAACGCUCUCUUCGCUACCUACUGUAUCCUCAAUUUCCUCUUUCCCUAGUUUCUCCCCACAGUUCGCGAAUAUUUUACUGUAGAAUCACCGGCGACAGAAGUUAGACAAAGCUCACGUCAAAGAAAUUAAAGUUUAAGGAGAAAUCUUUCUACAUUUAUCAUACAGAAUACUGAAAAUACUAAAGAUACUAAAACUUUUAUCUUUAUAUUUCUAAAUCUAGAGUUUUUAGAUUCUGUAAUUUAUGAGUCUAAAUUUUCGACAUUUUAAAUUUCAACAAUUCUAAAUCCAAAGUUUCUAAAUUUUAAAUUCCUAGAAUUUCUGUAAAAAGAUCACGAGUUGAUUUUAACUUGAGUUUUACCACGCUGAUGGUUUUAAUUUUAAUUAUAGAAAGUUGAAGAAUAACGAGAGAAUUAUUGCCUAUUUCUAGUUCUAAUGAAAUUUCCAUCAAACUCUAUUUCUAUCAAAUAAGAUUAAUUCUUGUGACAGAACCAGCGACAAACAAAGCAUAAAUCCUAUUUCAGGGAAAUUAAAGGGAAUAAGAAAUGUAGUAUAGCAUCUAAUUUAGUAAAGAUCA
Frieseomelitta varia is the source of this 2691-nucleotide messenger RNA. Its product is annotated as sodium- and chloride-dependent glycine transporter 2-like. The coding region runs from base 113 to 1996 and encodes 627 amino acids. The transcript is spliced from 10 exons. Gene Ontology annotation, biological process: sodium ion transmembrane transport. Gene Ontology annotation, molecular function: glycine transmembrane transporter activity. Lineage: Eukaryota; Metazoa; Arthropoda; Insecta; Hymenoptera; Apidae. The record is from RefSeq and is a predicted model, not a curated record. Gene Ontology annotation, cellular component: membrane.